Molecule: messenger RNA, 2415 nt
Organism: Canariomyces notabilis
Lineage: Eukaryota; Fungi; Ascomycota; Sordariomycetes; Sordariales; Chaetomiaceae
Exons: 7
Coding region: 1-2415 (804 amino acids)
Biological process (GO): regulation of DNA-templated transcription
Cellular component (GO): nucleus
Molecular function (GO): transcription cis-regulatory region binding; zinc ion binding; DNA-binding transcription factor activity, RNA polymerase II-specific
Source: RefSeq, a predicted model, not a curated record
AUGGAUGUCGACUCCAAGGAUCGGGCCGAGGCUGCUGCGCCUGCAGCUGAGGGCGUUCGCGACUCGCCUAGGGAUCAGAACAGCCGCAGGGCAGCCGCUUGCCUGGUGUGUAGGCGGUCCAAGAUCAAAUGUGAGAAGGGCCGCGCUCAGAAUGACGACCGCUGUCAUCGCUGCCUCCAAUUGGGUGUCCAGUGCGUCCGGCCCGACUUUCACGUUGGCCGCCGCAAAGGUGUCAAAAACAAGCGCACAGGGUUGGAAAAGGCGUUGCAUCAGGUGGAGCAGGCCCUACGACGGACCGGGGGAAGCGGGCAUGGCACCGACGGCGCCAAACUCGUCUCGGAGCUCAAGGCCCUGCUCGGGUCCGCGCCGAAUGGCGGUCUAGCGGCAGCCAAUCGCGACCAGUCCGGCGCCGGGACUGCCGAGCCCCGGCGGGCCUCAAAGCAGAGCGACAUCCUGCUGCCCGAUGUGUCCUCGGACGCCGGCGAUAGCUCUGCGUCUGAUCAAGACAUCAUCAGUAUGCCGCAGGAGUCAACGCCUUCCCAGGGCCAUGUUGCCGAGGAAAGCCUUGCCGUCGACGAUGCCGAGAAUCCGCUCCAGCUUCUGGCCCGAGCUUCCGACCUGCAUGUUUCACCCAAAGCGGGAAACGACUCCCUGGCCACUGAGUCCGUGGCGCCCCAACGAUCCCGCCAGAGCAAGCAGAACGAGAACAUAUCAGAAGUAGAAAAGUUCUUCAGAUUCACCCAAUUCAGCCUCGACAUUGGGCCCGAUCUAGAUCCAAUCGAUCUGGGGCUGAUGACACUCGAAGAAGCUGACACCCUCUUCGCCUUCUUCCAUCACAGCCUCGCCCAUACCCGCUGGGGUCUUGACCCUGUCCUCUACACGGCCGCCUUCACGCGGUCACGCUCCGCCUUCCUCUUCACCUCGAUCGCGGCCGCUGCUGCACUCUUCAUGCCGACAGCAGCCGCGCUCUCGCGGCGCCUCUCCAACCACUGCAAGACACUCGUCAAUCGCAUCAUGGUGGACCGCUACCGCUCCGUCGAGAUAGUACUCGCUUUCAUGGUUAAUGUCCCCUGGAUGUUCCCCGGUAAGCACAGCACAGACGACGAGACGUGUUGGUAUGUCUCCAUGGCCAGUACCAUGGCGCUCGACCUGUCGCUGCACAAGAUUCUGGUGCCGGUCGCUUCGCUUAGGGACGGCCCCGGACAUAGGAACGGCCCUCCUAGCGGCGGUGGGAUUGCCCGCGCAGAUUGUAUUGAUCCCAAGGUGGCCUUGUCCCUGGACGGAUUUGGCGACGUGGAUCCCACCUCAGAACUUGGGCUGAGAUUGUUGAGGAGACGGGAGAGAUGCUGGAUUGCAUUGUUUGUGUUAGAACGAGGAAUGUGCUUGGCACGCGGGCGCGCUUAUACCGUCCCUGUCACCCCUAUUCUAAGGGGUUGCGAUCAGUGGCAUUUGUCCAACAUUGCCGAUACCAUGGACGGACAUCUGGUAUCUAUGGCAGUGUUAAGAAGGGACUUGGACGACCUCUUCGCCUCCAUCCGGGCGCUCUGCGACAGAUCCAUAGACGGCCGAGCAGACGGCUCUAUCGUUGCCGGGACAAUCCAGAUGACUGUGGAGAAAUUCUUUGACGAAUGGCAUGCGAAAUGGGGCAUCUCCAUUGGCAGCGGCCCUCAGCAUCGACUACCACCGUACGUGCAAAUUCUUGUCACGCACACACGCCUGUCGAUCUACAGUAGCGUCAUCAACCACCCAACCGCCCCGACCGAGGUGCGCCACUUCUUUCACGCCGCAGGCCUGUCUUCGGCACUCAACGUCAUGCGCGCGGCGAUUCAGGGCGAGGGUCAACUCUCAAGCAUGCCAAAUAACACGGCAAUCAUGAUAUCGUUUGCAGCCUGCUUUGCCCUGCGGCUAAGCGGCCAGUUCGCGGGCAGCUCUAACCUAGCACCCAGUGUCCGAACGCUGAUCGAAGAAACCGCAGAGGUCUUGGAGCGCAUCGGGUCAGCCACAGAGCACCGCAAUGGUAUGUCGACGUUAUACGGCAAGUAUCUAAAGUACAUCGUCAAAAAGGCGGCAGCGUUGCUGCCUUCGUCUACAGAGACCGCUCCAAGAUCCCGCGGAGGGGCGAAACCAGGCCUCUCGCAACCAUCAGCCACACCUAGUUAUUCCCGAAAUAACAACUCCCGAGCCAGCUUCGGCAUGGCAGACGCAAUCCCCACAAACCCAUCUGGAUCCGGUUUUCUGGAGCCGCGUCUCUGGUCAGAGCCGAUCCAGUUUUCAUCCAUGUCCGACGAUCAGAUUGUCGAAGCCCUCAGCAGGGUUAACAACGAGUUUGACCCGGCUUUGAGCAUGUAUCCCUGGGACGACGCUGCCGCACUGGACUGGCUCAAUUGGUCCAAUCUACCCGAGUUUGGCACUUGA